Messenger RNA from Brassica napus (rape), 2576 nucleotides. Its product is annotated as mitogen-activated protein kinase homolog D5-like. The transcript is spliced from 6 exons. The record is from RefSeq and is a predicted model, not a curated record. Gene Ontology annotation, molecular function: protein serine/threonine kinase activity; ATP binding. Gene Ontology annotation, biological process: protein phosphorylation; intracellular signal transduction. The coding region runs from base 1243 to 2349 and encodes 368 amino acids. NCBI's taxonomy places the organism in Eukaryota, Viridiplantae, Streptophyta, Magnoliopsida, Brassicales, Brassicaceae. Gene Ontology annotation, cellular component: cytoplasm; nucleus.
UUACCGUAUAUACAUUAGUUAAAUUUUAGAAACUGAACUUUUAUAUUUUUAUUAUAUUAUAUCCAAAUGUAGUUUUAGAUAUGGUUGUACUAAAUAUUAUUAAAAUAUAUUAAAUUUUCAUAAAAAUAUAGAUAAUUUUAUUGUAAAUAUAAAAUCAAGACGAUAAUGUUUAAUUUGUACUUAUAUCAAAAAAUAUAUAGAUAAAUUAUUAUUUUAUAAUUUUAAUGAGAUAUAUUUACAUUAGAUUUUCUAAGAAAUUAUUAUUUUAUUAUUUUAUCUUUUUAAUAUUUUGAACUGGUUUAACUCGAAACUAAACUUAUUUUAUUAAUUUAUAAUACUUAUUAAUUUAUUAAUUAUUAAUUUAAUAGUUACAAGACAAGUCAACUAGCGGAUAAAGCAAAAACACGAAGUACCCGACUUGCGGCCUAAAGGGUAGUAAAGAAUCGUGGUAACUAAUUAUAUGAAUUAACAUAUUGUAAAUUUCUUUAUUUCACUAAUGCAUGCACCAGUUGUCAACCAGAAGUAGUAAAUAGGUAGAAAAACAAUGAUAAAUCUUGAUAAACAAAUAAGGCAUACUUGGUGAAGGGAGUUGCAUUCAUCAUUGGAUAGGUGGACUGUUUUUUUGUUAUUAAUUCUUAAUGUAUAUUCUUAUAAGUUAAGAUAUCCAACAAAGAUAACUAUUUAAGAAUACUGAAUAUUUUUGUAGCUGUAAUCUUUUGUUUUUUCUAAAUUAGUUUAAUUUAUUUUAUUUUGUUUCAUUUUGCUUUUUAUUUUUGUUUUAUAAAACAGCUGUCAUCAUACAUUACCCAUCAUAUAUUUCUUAGGAAACUUAACAGGAGAUUCUUUUCUAUAAAUGAAAAAUGAGUAUAUACAUAUUUAAACUACUAGAUUUAGCAUCCAAUAGACAUGCAGAGUUGAUUUAAAUUCUAUAUAUUCAUAAUACAAAUACAUUCUCUAGAGUAUUAUAUAUAGAUUAUUCCUACAGUACAUAAAAUAAUACUAUAUAUUUCUAUGUUUACAAAAGGAAGAUGAAAUUUCUUUUAAAGUAAACAAAAGUGAAUUUGCAGCUUCAUUUCCACAAAUGACAAAAAAAACUUACUUAAAACUGUUAAAGUCACUAUAUAUAUAUACCUCUUUUUCUCAGGCUAUUAAUCCAACCAAAACAAAAACAAAUACCAUUUCUUUUAACGCAAUAGUUUUUGCAAGAGAAGCAAAAGCUUACGAGUAAGAAUUUGAGGAGUCAUGGAACCAAUACCUAACGAUGCUAAGUAUGUACAAUACAACAUAUCUGGCAAUAUCUUCGAAGUCCCCGCAAAGUAUAAGCCACCGAUCAUGACUCUUGGCAGUGGUGGCUAUGGCCUCGUUUGUUCGGCUGUGAACUCAGAGUCCAAUGAGAGAGUAGCAAUAAAGAAAAUCAUGCAUGCUUGUGAAAACCCAAUCCAGGCAAAGAGAACUCUCCGUGAAAUCAAGCUUCUUCGUCACUUAGAGCAUGAAAACAUUGUUGGAAUCAAAGAUAUAAUAGUGCCUCCUCAGAGAGAAUUUUUUGAAGAUGUUUACAUUGCUUUUGAAAUGAUGGACAGUGACCUUUAUAAAGUCAUAACAUCCUACGAAAAACUAACCAAAGAUCAUUACCAGUAUUUCUUGUAUCAAAUCCUGCGCGGAUUAAAGUACAUUCAUUCGGCCAAUGUGUUACAUAGAGAUUUAAAACCGAGCAAUCUCCUUGUGAGUGUGAAAUGUGAGUUAAAGAUCUGUGAUUUUGGGCUUGCACGUGCGGCUUCAGAGACUCAUGCAAUGACUGAGUACGUUACCACAAGAUGGUACCGUGCACCAGAGCUUCUAUUGAACUCUUCUACUUAUACCAAAGCUAUAGAUAUGUGGUCUGUGGGCUGUAUAUUCUUGGAACUGAUGACUGGCAGACCGCUCUUCCCCGGAAGAGAUCAUGUUCAUCAGUUUUGUUUGAUUCUUGAGUUGAUAGGCUCUCCAACCGAAUAUGACAUUGGAUCGUUGAAUGAUAGUGCUAAGCAAUACUUAAGGCAGCUUCCUUGGUUUGCUCGCCAAUCAUUCUAUCUUAAAUUCCCAAAUGUGCCUUAUUCAGCUAUUGAUUUGGUGGAGAAGAUGCUAAAGUUUGACCCUAGACAGAGAAUCUCAGUUGAGGAUGCACUAGCUCAUCCGUUUCUCGAGACUUUGCACGACAUUACCGAUGAACCAGUGUGCACGAAGCCCUUCGACGUUGAUUUAGAGGAACAUCCACUCGAAGUGGAGCAGAUUAAGGAGUUAAUCUACCAGGAAGCCCUAGCUUUCAACGCUGCACAGCAACAGGUGAAGAGGAAGAGUGACUUUUCCUUUUAAGCAACUCAUAAUUAAGCCAGUCAUCAUUGUCUUCUCAACUCUAUCAUUUGUCCUUUUUCAGUUUUUCUUGGAAACUAUCUUUUGUAUUUCUUUCAAUUUUCUGGAUAAUGGUUCUUAGAUAUUGAACAAUAAAAAUUAAUAAAUUAAUCUAUGAAUAUCUCAAUUUUGGGAUACACAUAAAUUAUUAUUGUAUUUAUAUCUAUUAUUUUUUUAUUAUAGUUUGGUUA